UGGCAGGCGCUCGCGCCGCGCCGGGAUUGACGGGCGAGCGGGUCCCCGACCCCCACCCCUGAGCGCGCUCGCCCGCCCCUCCGGGGCUGCCCGAGGAGUUCGGCUCCGGCCCGGCGCGGCCUGACAGAACGGGUUGCAGGCUUCGGGCCGGCCGGGUGGCCGGCGCCGGGGGUGAGGCUGCCUGGAAGGGGCGCAGGAGUCGCGCUCGAAGGGCCGAGCAUCCCUCUCCUCGGUCCUCCGGCCCCCUCCCCGCCUCCCCUCCCCCUCCUCCCGCCGGCCGCCCCGCCCCCCGUGACCCCGGCCGCCUCCGGAGCCGACGCGGCUCUUCCUGUGUUAAUUAAAUGCAGUCCUUUUUAAAAGGAGAAGAUAGAGGCAGCAGGUAGCAGUCUGGACUCACGUUUGCACUCCUUCGUCCUCGCUCCCAAUCAAAGAGCACCACUUGGAAGUCGUCAUAAUUCAUCUUACUAAAAAUGCUUUUUAAAAUUUGUUUUGUGAUAUCUCGCCACAGAAUUUGGUUUAAGAAUAGAAAUGUUUUGGUUGUAAAAUGAUUUUUAAGUACAAAGAAAAAUGCUCUGAAAUGUUUCUUGUUUCGGCAAUAAAACAGUUAAUACGCUAAACAGUAGAGACUGAAAUACUGACUGGGAUAGUGCUUUCUGUCUCCGUCAUUUGUGGUUUAAGAAAAGGGGGUGGUGUUCUGCAUUUGAAAGGACUUUAAUGAAUGCUGUCAGUGUUUGUGAGAGCUAAUGGUCAGUAUGGGAAAGGAGAGCGAGGAAAGUGGUCUAGCUGCCUCAGGAUAGGUGGAUGAGAGUUUGCUCUGAUUGAACGGAAUGUUCCACCGUGUUUCAUCUUUAUUCAUUAUCUUUUGUUCUUUUAAAUCUGAUAUAUUGGCAUAAAAGUAAAUGUAGAUAUAUAUAUGAAUGUGGUUUAUUUUCCUUUAAAUCUGUUUGUUGUGUACAGCAGGGCAUAUUACUUGUCUUGGUUGGAUGCACAAAUCUGUGUGCAGUGCUUUUUUCCCGUUGCCUAGACGAUCACUUGGUUUCUCUGAGGAUGUCUGGUUCUCGUAAAGAGUUUGAUGUGAAACAGAUUUUGAAAAUCAGAUGGAGGUGGUUUGGCCAUCAAGCAUCAUCUCCUAAUUCUACAGUUGACAGCCAGCAGGGAGAAUUUUGGAAUCGAGGACAGACUGGUGCAAACGGUGGGAGAAAGUUUUUAGAUCCAUGUAGCCUGCAAUUGCCUUUGGCUUCAAUUGGUUACCGAAGGUCCAGCCAACUGGAUUUUCAGAAUUCACCUUCUUGGCCAAUGGCAUCCACCUCUGAAGUCCCUGCAUUUGAGUUUACAGCAGAAGAUUGUGGCGGUGCACACUGGCUGGAUAGACCAGAAGUGGAUGAUGGCACUAGUGAAGAAGAAAAUGAAUCUGAUUCCAGUUCAUGCAGAACAUGGAAUUCUGAACUGUGGUGUUGGAAUGAUAAAAAAUAUAAACCAGUCAUCUAUAAGCAUUUGUGUAAUGGAGAGAGGGGAAUAUCUUUACAUAGGACUUCCAAUAGUAGUCAAACAUUAUCAUCCUGUCAUACUAUGGAGCCAUGUUCAUCCGAUGAAUUUUUUCAAGCCCUUAAUCAUGCUGAACAAACAUUUAAAAAAAUGGAAAACUAUUUGAGACAUAAACAGUUAUGUGAUGUAAUUUUAGUUGCUGGUGAUCGCAGAAUUCCAGCUCACAGAUUGGUGCUCUCCUCUGUCUCAGAUUAUUUUGCUGCCAUGUUUACUAAUGAUGUCAGAGAAGCAAGACAAGAAGAAAUAAAACUGGAAGGUGUAGAGCCAAACUCAUUAUGGUCCUUGAUUCAGUAUGCAUAUACAGGCCGCCUUGAAUUAAAAGAAGAUAAUAUUGAGUGCCUGUUAUCUACAGCCUGCCUCCUUCAGCUUUCACAGGUUGUGGAGGCAUGCUGUAAGUUUUUAAUGAAACAGCUUCACCCAUCCAACUGUCUUGGAAUCCGUUCUUUUGCUGAUGCCCAAGGCUGUACAGAUUUGCACAAAGUGGCUCACAAUUAUACUAUGGAACAUUUCAUGGAAGUAAUUCGAAACCAGGAGUUUGUAUUACUACCAGCCAGCGAAAUUGCAAAGCUUCUGGCCAGUGAUGACAUGAACAUUCCUAAUGAGGAGACAAUAUUGAAUGCACUUCUCACUUGGGUCCGUCAUGAUUUGGAGCAGAGACGAAAAGAUCUUAGUAAACUUUUAGCUUAUAUUAGGCUACCUCUUCUUGCACCACAAUUCCUGGCAGAUAUGGAAAACAAUGCACUUUUUAGGGAUGACAUAGAGUGUCAGAAACUCAUUAUGGAAGCAAUGAAGUAUCAUUUAUUACCAGAGAGACGACCCAUGUUACAGAGUCCUCGAACAAAACCUAGAAAGUCAACUGUUGGUACAUUAUUUGCAGUCGGAGGGAUGGAUUCAACAAAAGGAGCAACAAGCAUUGAAAAGUAUGAUCUCCGUACAAAUAUGUGGACUCCUGUAGCAACUAUGAAUGGGAGGAGGCUUCAAUUCGGAGUUGCAGUGUUAGAUGACAAACUGUAUGUGGUUGGAGGGAGAGAUGGACUGAAGACUUUGAAUACUGUAGAGUGUUACAAUCCCAAAACAAAAACUUGGAGUGUGAUGCCGCCUAUGUCCACACAUAGACAUGGCCUUGGUGUGGCUGUCCUGGAAGGCCCCAUGUACGCGGUCGGAGGGCACGAUGGCUGGAGCUAUCUGAACACCGUGGAAAGAUGGGACCCACAGGCGCGCCAGUGGAACUUCGUUGCCACCAUGUCCACGCCCAGGAGCACAGUAGGGGUGGCAGUUCUGAGUGGAAAACUUUAUGCUGUUGGUGGUCGUGAUGGAAGUUCUUGUCUCAAAUCAGUCGAGUGCUUCGAUCCUCACACUAAUAAGUGGACACUGUGUGCACAGAUGUCCAAAAGGAGAGGCGGUGUUGGGGUGACAACCUGGAAUGGACUGCUGUAUGCUAUUGGCGGACAUGACGCUCCCGCAUCCAACUUGACUUCCAGACUCUCAGAUUGUGUGGAGAGAUAUGAUCCCAAAACAGAUAUGUGGACCGCAGUGGCAUCAAUGAGCAUCAGCAGAGACGCAGUGGGGGUCUGCUUACUUGGUGAUAAAUUGUAUGCUGUUGGAGGGUAUGAUGGACAGACUUACCUUAACACAGUGGAAGCUUAUGAUCCCCAGACAAACGAGUGGACCCAGGUUGCCCCACUGUGCCUAGGAAGAGCUGGAACUUGUGUUGUGACUGUAAAAUUAUGAUUUUACAUUUCUAUACAUUGUUUUCUAAAUGGAGAUACCCUCAUCCUUUAUUAAUUUAGUACAAGUGUUUUACUAUCAGUGGAAAUUUUUAGCAAAUGUGCAAUCCCACAUUCCUGGGCACAAAGUGCCUCAUCUCAGCGUGAAGAUGUUAAGCCAAGGAAAGAAGGAGUAGAUGGACCAGGAUCAAAUAUUGUCAUUCCUUAGUAAAUCAAGGCUAUAGCUGGUGAACUGUGAACAUGUUUCUAGUGUAAAAUAUGAGGACAGAUCCACUGGUCAAAACAUAAGCCAGUACCAAAUAGGAAUGUCUUUUAUUCAUAGUCAAGCACAUUUUACUUCCUCUACCCAAACUUAUUUUAUUACAGUGCAAAUACAUCAUAUAAAACUGUUAAAAUACUGUUCUGUAAGUUUACCACACAAGUUGCUGUGAUUUUUGUUUGUUUAAUCAUAAUCACUAUUUUAAUAACACUAAAGAUACACUAUUUUUCAGGAAAGCUACAUUGCAUUUACUUUGUUUUUGGAUUUUAUUUCUAAUAUUGGCUUAGUCCAGUGAAUAAAGAGAAACAUUAAAGCAGUAAAUCAAUAGUGACCAAAUACAGAUUUGGUAUGAUCUUUGGGGCCUAUUUCAAUAUUCAUUCCAUUACAUCUAGAGCCGCCAAGAACUUCAUAUAUGCUAUUCUUCAACUAACACGGUGAAACAUGAUAUUUUACAUUAAGUGUAAAGUAUGCAAAUUUAUUGAGAAAAUAAAUAUCAUAUAUUCUGUAAUGUUCACCUAACUAUAUGAAUUAGUUUGCUUUUAUAUUACAAAAGCUGUUUUAUUUUUUAUCUCUUACUGUUGACAAAAGUGUUUCGGGAGUUGUUUAUGUUCUCAAGUCUGUUCGCUCCUCUGCCUGUUUUUUACUGUUUCCAAUAGGGAACCCAUUGUACUUCUCUAUAAUCAAACACUGUUGGGGGGAUGGGCUACCUGUUUGAAAAAUAAGUUUAAAGUGUUUGUUACCCAGAGUUUUGUACAUUUGUAAACACUGAUUACAUAUGUGAAUGUUAAUACUCUUCAGUGAAUUGUCAAAUGUUUGCAAAACAUGCACUGGGCAGUGACAUUUGUGAAAAAUCCUUUACGGUAUAACUCAUUAACUUAUAUCUUAGUUAUAAAAUGAGUAUAAACUAAAUUACCAUCUUUUAAAAUAUGGUGUUAUGCUGAAUGUGUUAAUAUUUUAUAUUAGGGUAGCCUUGAUUUUAGUUGCUUUCUUUAGAAAUUAAAAAAUCUUUUGGGAGGGGUAGGUACAGAGAAUCAAACUCGGGACCUUGCAUUUGCCAGGCAGGCACUGUGCUGCUGUGCCAUAUGCCCGGUCCCAAAAACCUUUUUUUAAGUGAAACAAUUUUAAAUGCACAUGAGAUGUUUCUACCUUGGAGUCCAAGAGAAUGAGUACUUCUGUUCCCAAACAAACGCUAUAGUUUUGGGUAUGAUCACUAAGAAAAGAAUGGUUGUAGUGAUUUAUCAUGUCUUAAUAUUUCAUAUGGUCAUUAUAUUAAGAAUAUGAAUUCAGUUAUUUCCUGACAAGGAGAGAUCAUCUGUGCUGAAGUAAAAGGGGAAAGUGUAAGAAGUGAAUAAGGGGCAGGAUAUAUAGCUCAGUGGCACAGGGCCUGCCUAGCAAGUGUGAGGUAGUGAGUUCAAUUCCCCCACCAAAAAUAAAUAAAUAAAAAAGAAAUGGAAAAGUUCAGUAAUAGAAUCUUCAAUACAUUGUCAUCUCCUUUAAAGACUGAAAUCUGUGAUAUUUCCUUGGGACAUUCAUUGUCCACUGCAACUCACUGUGACCCACAGUAGAGAACAGACUCCUGUUAAAGUAAAGGAACUGAUCGUCCUAUCCAAGGAUUACUUUCCUUUAUGGGAUGUUCUUCUCUGUAAGGGGCUUCUCUCAGGCAGGCUGUAACUAGCAGUAGCACCUGCUCUCAAGAAACCCAUUUCUUUUCAAGUGACAGGGCUUUUGCCAAGAUUUUCAUUUCUCUUCUAGUCCAAGAUUUUUUAAAUCUCAAGAUAAAUGUGGCUUUUUCUUAUAUUCACAUUGCUGCUUUGGCCUUUACGACUAUGCAUUGAGUUGUCCAGGUGGUCUUUAUUUUAACCCCACAAUUAAUGACCACUUUAUAAAAAUAACAUUUGCUAAUAAUUAUUGAAAGCUUACUGUGAACAGGAACCAAGUUUUUGAAUGCAUUGAUGCAUUUAAUUCUCACAACAACUUCUGAAAUAGAUUCUACUAUUAUUCCCUUUAUCUUAUAGUUAAUAAAACUGGGAAACAAAGAGGUUAACAGCCAACAGAUCAGUUCAGAUGUGGAUAGUCUGGCUCAGGAAUGUUCACUCUUACAUUCUUACCUGUAGGUAGAAAAAGAGAGGUUUUGUUUUAUCAAGAAAUCAUUUAUAUUUUAGUAAAAUGAAAAAUUUAGAGUGUUUAUUCCCUUUAAUGAUAAAAUUUAUAAAUAGCCACACACCAUCAGAAAGUUUUGCUUCCUUAGGGUUUGGGGAAAUUUCUGUUUAAAUAUCUCACAUUGUUUUAUAUACACUUUGCUUUAGAAAAGUAAAUGCAAUAAAACUAUACAUUUCAAAUUAUACAAAUACUAGAUACCUUGUAUCAUAUCAUUACAUAUUAUAAAGUUGUUGAUUAAAAAUAAACAUUAUUGCCAACAAGUUAUAACUUAGAUGAAAUAGACAAAUUCCUGGAAACAUAUAAAUUACUAAAACUGACUCACAAAGAAAUAAAAAUAUGAACAGACCUAUAAUAAGUUAAAUCAGUAAUCAGAGAUAUAAUAAAGUCCAAGAUUAGAUCUACUGAUCAACUGUACCAAAUAAGAAACUAACACCAAUCCUCAAAAAAUGAAAGAAGAGUGAACAUUUGGAACUCAUUACAUAGGACCAGCAUUACCUGGAUACCAAAGCCAGACAAGGAUAUCAAAGAAAACCACAGAUUAGUGUCACUUAUAAUGUAGGUGCAAAAAACUCAAUACUAGCAAGUCAAAUCCAACAGCACAUUAAAAGGACAGCCAAAUGAGAUCACCAAAAUACAGGGAUGAUUCAACAUACAAAAAUUAAUCAUAUACCAGUUAAUAGGAUUAAGGAGCAAAAAUACUUCAACAGAGAAAACACUUAAAAUCUUUUCAUAUAGAGAAGGGAGAAAAAAUCCUCAGCAAACUAGAAAGAAGAAAAUUUCCUUAAGCUGAUAAAAGACAUUCACAAACAGUCCUAGCUAACAUAGUGGUAAAACAGUGAAAGCUUUCCCCUCAAGAUCAGGAAAUUGCCUUUUCCCUAGUGCUGGUUAGCACUGAAGUAGAAUUUCUAGCUAGAAAAAUUAGGGCAAAAAAAAAGAAUAAUUCUAAUUACGCAGAACUUAGCAGACAAUAUAAUCUCACAUAUUGAAAAUCCUAAAGAAUCUCAAAGACAUAGGUACUGUUAACUUAAAACUUCAGUGAUGUUACAGGAUGCAAGAUUUGAUACACAAAAAAUCAAUAGUAUUUCUAUACUUUAACAAAAAUCCAAGAAGGAAAUUAAGAAAAUAACUCCAUUUACAGUAACAAAAAAGUAAAACAUUGGAGUAAAUUUAAGAUGCAAAACUUGUAUAUUGAAAAACAGAACACCUACAUAAAUGGAAGACAUCUCAUAUUCACAGGUUAGAUGACUUAAAUCUCUUUAGAGUGACACUAAUGCCACUCACAGUAUCCCACAACAUCCCAAAGGCUUUCUUCCAGAAGUGGGAAAACUGCUCCUAAAAUUCAUACGGAAUUGCAAGGGGCCCAGAAGGACCAAAACAGUGCUGAAUAAAAACAAAAGUUGGAAGACUCACUUUUUAAUUUCAGAAUUUCUUACAAAGCUACAUUAAUCAAACCAGCGUGGUAUUUGUAUAAAAAUAAACACACAAACCAAUAGAAUAGAAUCCAGAGUGAACUCUAGUUAAUAUUCUAUGAGCAUUUGGCUUUUAAUAACUGUAUCAAGACUGUUUAAUGAAGAAAGAACAGUUUCUUCAGCAGUUGGUCCUGAAACUAGAUAAUUCAUGUGUGAAAGAAUAUAGUUGAACUUUUAAGUGAAGAGAUAAAUUCAAAAUAGAUGAAAGGCAUAAAUAUAAGCUAAAAUCAUAAAACUCUUAGAUGCCUUCUCAUUGCUGGCACAAAAUAGCUAACAAGUACAAGAUAAGGCGAGGCUUAUUUUAGCUCACAGUUUGUAGAGGUUUCAGCCCAUAUUCAGCUGGCUCCAAGGCAGGGUAGCAGGGUAGAGGGGCAUUGCAGAGGAGAAACUGUUUAUGGCAAGGCAAGCAGGAAGCAGGGUUGAGAUCAAGGGAAAAGGAGGAAUAUGUUACAGUCCAGGUCAUGCCCACAGUGACCCACCUCUUCCCAUCAGGCUUCACCUCCCAUCAUCACACCAGCUAUAAACCCAUCAUUGGACUAAUCCACUAUCACACACACAUAACUCCUACCUAUGGGCACAUGAGGCUUUGGAGAGACAUCUAAAUACAAACUAUAAUAUUGCCCCAACCUCCAAAAGACUUAUGUACAUCUGUUUAUCCAAAAUGCAAUUAGUUCAUCUCUAAUAGUUGCCAAAGUCGCAACAGUUUUGACUGAAAAGUCUAGUACAAACUCUGGAGACUUAAGGCAAACAGAUAGCUCUAAAAUUGAAUCAUAAGUUAAACAUUUCCAACAUGACCAUGAGAUAAAAGUUCCUAUUCCAAGAGAUAGAAAUAAGGAAGGUAGGAAAAAAUGGAAACAAAGCAAGACCAAAAUCUAGCAGGGCAAACAUUAAAUCCCGCGGUUCCAUGUCCAGCACUCAUGGCAAUUUAUGGCAAGAUAUGAACUCCAAAGGGCUUGAACUCCUAGCCUGCCGCUACGGCACCACCAGUGUUUGCACCUUUCACAACUUCUCUUAGGCUGACUUUGCUAACUCCUUGCUGCUUUCCUCCGAGGAUCCAUGUUCUUGGCUUCUCCAACCUUCUGGGGUCUCUGCUGCACUUUCAGCUUCAGGCUCACAGCUCACACACUGCUUCUCAGGAUCACACUGCCUGACUUUCAAGGCCUUUGUCAAAGUGGAAGCCUUCCUGACCCCACAACUCAUGCAUUCUGCAUAUGCCUGAAACCCACACCAUAUAGGUGAUGCCAUGGCCUGCUGCAAACUGGAGCAGUAGCCAGGUUUCCUUCUUUCUGGGCUGUAAUGUCAGGUACCUGGGUUACUGAACACUAUGAACUAAAUCCCAAGGAAUAAGUUCCCUAGGUCACUGCCAUUCUGGAACAUGGUGCCCUGGGGCUCUCAGAGCAAAGUCUUUUACCUCUGCAAUUUUGAGGCUGCAAGGAUGGAGUCCUACUAGUUCUUACGAAACCCUCAAGCCAUGUUGUCUAUUGUCCUGUUCCAAAGUAAUUUUUUCAACAAUCAAGUUUUCUAGGGCUGCUGCUCCAUGUUUGCAGGCCAUAACUUUACCAGAGCUUCCUUUCUGGAAACCUCUUAAUUCUUCUGAUUUUCAGGGUACAAUUUGCUAAAAGCCCCCAACAGUAGCCAUGCCACUGCCUCAACAUUAGACACCCUUCAAAUUUCUUCCACAAGUUUAAUUUGUCCACUCCCCUUAAUCUCAGGCUCCCGCAGUCUCAGGUCAAGAACAAAAUGGAGACACAUUUUCCACCAGAGACUAUCACACUUGGCCAGGAGUAUAUGCUUCAACAGAGUAUAUGCUGCUUCCCAAAUGACAUCUCCUGAGCCUUGUCUUAUAUCAGCAUUCUAGUCUUCCUCGUUCAUAACAAAAUCUUCCAUCGAGCUCGGCUUCCAGUAUUCUAGGGCUGCUUCUCCAGCUACAUCUCCACAUUGUUCCAAAGUCUACCUAAAAGCCAGUUCUAAAGGCUCCUGAGCCAGAUAGCCAGGUAAUGUCACAGAAAUGACCCUGCUUUUCAGAUGCCAAAAUCUGUCUUAGUUACUUUCACAUUUCUGGGAAAAAAUACUUGACACCUACAAAUUAAAGAAGGAGGGGUUUGUUUUAGCUCAGUUUGUAGUGGUUUCAGCCCAUAGUCAGCUGGGCCCAAGGCAGGAUGGCAUGGUGGAGGGGCAUUGCAGAGGAAAAACAGUAAACCCAUCAGUGGGCUAAUCGGCUGUCACUCACACAUGAUCCAGUCACCUCCCUCAAAGCCCCACCUAUGAGUACAUGAGGCUUUGGAAAGACAUGUAGAUGUAAAACAUAAUACUAGGAAAACAAGCAUAAAUCUUCAUGACCUUAAAGUUAGCAAUAGUUUCUUAUAUAUGGUACAAGGAACAAAAGAAAAAAAUAAAUUGGACUUUAUCACAAUUAAAAGUCUGUAUCAAAGGACAGCAUCAUGAAAGUGAAAAGAUAACACAAUGAAAGAAAAUGCUUGCAUCAUAUAUCUGAUAAGGAACUAAUAUCUGAAAUAUGAAAGGAAUUCCUAUGUUCAACAAUUUUAAAAUGAACAAAAGACUUAAAUAGACAUUUCUUCAAAGAAGAGAUACAAAUGGCCUAUAAGCACAUGAAAGAUGCUCAGCAUCAGUCUAUGCAAAUCAACACAAUAAUGAGACACUACAUGCACUGAAAUGAAUAUAAUUUUUAAAACAAAAUAAGUUAUGGAGAGAAUGUGGAGAUAUUGGAACUUUCAAUUGCUGGCAGGAAUGUAAAAUGGAACAGCUGCUGUAGUGAAUAGUUUGGCAGUAACUCAGUAAGUUAUGCAUAAAAUUACCGUAUGACCCAGCAUUCCACUCCUGGCUGUAUACCAAAAAGAACACAAACACAGACUGUACGGAGUUAACCAUAGUAGCACUAGGAACAACAGCUAAAAGGUGGAAGCAACCCAGAUAUCCAUCAGGAUGAAUGGAUAAGUAAACUUUGGCCAUAAAGAGAAAUGAAGAAUUCAUGCUACAAGAUGGAUGAGCCUCGAACAUGUUAUGCCGAGUGAAAGAAGCAAGACAUAAAAGGUCACAUGUAUGAUUCCUUGUAUACAACAUAUCCAAAAUGUGUAAAUCUAUCCGAAAGCAUAUUAACGAUGGUUAUAGAGUGAAAAGAAGAGAGAAUAGAAAGUGAUUGCUUGCUGAGUAAGAUGUUUUCUUUUGGGAUGAUGAAAAUCUUUGGGAAGUAGUCAUUCAUAAAAGUUUCACAACAUGAUGUCACUAAUGGUAAAUAAUGUUAUGUAUAUUCUACCACAAUUUUUUAAAAACUUUGUAAGGUACAUUACACAUUUUUCAAAAAUUGUAACAAUAAGCAUUACUUGGAUUAAAAUUCUGGAUCUCAAAGAGGAAUUUUUCAGUGUAUUUGCAAAUAAAUGAAUUUUGAAAAUCUAAUGAAAAUGUUCUUUAGGUCUUAAUUCCUAUCUAAGGAGAGAAUGAGAAACAGUGACAAACACAAGGGAGAAGUUAGAGAGUACCUCCCUUUGCUGGAUUCAUAACAGGCAUUUCAUACAUGUUUGGUGAAUCUGAAAAAUACCUUUUCAUACACUCUGUAUAUCACUCCAGAUUAUUGAUACCUUAACUCUUACUAAAAAACAAACAUUCAAUAAAACAAUCAUUUUAUUGUGACUCAAUUAUAAAUCCCCAAGAAAUAUAUUUAUUAUAUUUUAUUUUGUAGCUGGAACUUUUUAGAUCCAAUGAAAAAUUUAAAUGCUACUUUUGGUAUUUUCUCCCUCUCAAUCACCGAAACUUCUGUAGAUUUCUAAGAAUGCACCAACUCUUUCACUGAAGCUUCUGUCCUCACUCUUAAAGACCUACAAAAGCACCAUGUGUGUUUCUUGUCUUCUGGGCGUGAGCCAUUCUGGCAUCGUGUAAACCCUGAAGAACUGCAGUGUGGGUUGUUGGGAGCACUCGCAUCAUGACAGGAUGCCCCUCUUGCCCUUCACUCUGAAUAAUUACCUCCUCUGGGCUUUUGAGAUGCACAAUCAUGGAAGCUUAGGAAACAAAUGUAGUGCCCUGGAUCUUUGCCCAGGUAGAAGGUCCAUUUGAUGACAUUUCUUUGUGUAUAAUAAAUAAUUAAAUUUUAGCUAUUUUAUUUAUAUAAGGGGUUUGUGCCUGAAAAAUAAACUUUGGUUGCACAGGCAAA
Molecule: messenger RNA, 11325 nt
Organism: Cavia porcellus (domestic guinea pig)
Lineage: Eukaryota; Metazoa; Chordata; Mammalia; Rodentia; Caviidae
Gene: Klhl5
Product: kelch like family member 5
Exons: 13
Coding region: 1048-3276 (742 amino acids)
Molecular function (GO): protein binding
Source: RefSeq, a predicted model, not a curated record